GCGGUCCCGGUGACGGUCCCGGUGACGGUCCCGGUAGCGGUCCCGGUAGCGGUCCCGGCUCGGGGGCGAUGUCGGUGCCGCUGCUGAAGCUCGGGGCGCUGCUCAGCACCGUGGCCAUGGUCACCAACUGGAUGUCCCAGACCCUCCCGUCCCUCGUGGGGCUCAACGGCACCGCCGAGUCCCGGGCCGGAACCUCGCAAAAAAUCGUGAGUCACCCCCUCCACUCCCCUCCCCCACCCGACCCGACCCGACCCGACCCGACCCGACCCCUCCCCCAUCCACCCGUUUUGGGAUUUUUUGGGAAGCGACACGAUGACGCCCAGCACCGACAACCAGUUUUGGGAUUUUUUGGGAAGCCACACGAUGAUGCUCAACGCCGACAACCGGCACCCGACAACCGGUUUUGGGAUUUUUUGGGAAGCGACACGAUGACGCCCAGCACCGACAACCAGUUUUGGGAUUUUUUGGGAAGCCACACGAUGAUGCUCAACGCCGACAACCGGUGGUUGAGCGACACGAUGACGCCCAGCACCGACAACCGGAUCUGGUACAUGGACGGUUACUACAAAGGCCGCCGCGUGCUGGAAUUCCGCAGCCUCUCCGACUUCAUCAGCGGCCAAAACUUCAUCCAGCACCUCCUCCCUCACCCUUGGGCCGGAACCGGCCACGUCGUCUUCAACGGAUCCUUGUACUACAACAAAUUCCAGAGCAACGUCGUUAUCCGUUACCACUUCCGAUCGCGGAGCGUCGUGGUGCAGCGGAGCCUCGCCGGCGCCGGUUACAACAACACCUUCCCGUAUUCCUGGGGAGGAUUCUCCGACAUGGAUUUCAUGGUGGACGAGAACGGGCUUUGGGUGGUCUACACCACCAACCAAAACGCCGGCAACAUCGUGGUGAGCCGCGUGGAUCCGCACACGUUGGAGGUGUUGAGGAGUUGGGAUACGGGAUAUCCCAAAAGGAGCGCCGGGGAAUCCUUCAUGAUCUGCGGCGUGCUCUACGUCACCAAUUCCCACCUGGCCGGUGCCAAGAUUUACUUCUCCUACCACACCAACACUUCCAGCUACGAAUACACCGACAUCCCCUUCCAUAAUCAAUAUUCCCACAUUUCCAUGCUGGACUACAACCCGCGCCAGAGGGUGCUCUACACCUGGAAUAACGGCCACCAGGUCAUCUACAACGUCACGCUCUUCCACGUCGUCAACGCCGCCGGAGAGCUCUGACGGACCUGCCCGAAAACGUCGUCGACGCCGC
Molecule: messenger RNA, 1251 nt
Organism: Cinclus cinclus
Lineage: Eukaryota; Metazoa; Chordata; Aves; Passeriformes; Cinclidae
Product: noelin-2-like
Exons: 8
Coding region: 69-1220 (383 amino acids)
Biological process (GO): signal transduction
Source: RefSeq, a predicted model, not a curated record